This is a messenger RNA of Galleria mellonella (greater wax moth), 1119 nucleotides long. Its product is annotated as mitochondrial inner membrane protease subunit 2. Gene Ontology annotation, biological process: mitochondrial respiratory chain complex assembly. The coding region runs from base 189 to 689 and encodes 166 amino acids. Gene Ontology annotation, cellular component: mitochondrial inner membrane peptidase complex; membrane. The record is from RefSeq and is a predicted model, not a curated record. Lineage: Eukaryota; Metazoa; Arthropoda; Insecta; Lepidoptera; Pyralidae. The transcript has a single exon. Gene Ontology annotation, molecular function: serine-type endopeptidase activity.
UUUAAUCUGUGGUCUACUCUAUAUAUUUUUUUACAAAAGGUCAAAAAAAUAUUGCCUUAUUAAUUUUAUCCUACAGAGAAAUUUAAAUAUUUAUAAAUAAUGACAAAUAAAUAAACGUUAAGUAACAUGCAGUAAUUCGACUAUGUCAGGCGAAUUUCAGUGCCAGAAUUUAACGUGCCGGCGACUCGAUGUGGCUCAAAAACUUUUUCAGAUCUGUUCUGUUUGGAUUGCCGAUUGGUGUUACAGUUCUUGACACCGUUGGAUAUGUGGCUAGAGUCGAAGGCAUUUCAAUGCAGCCAGCUCUAAAUCCACAGUCUACAAACACAGACUACGUAUUUCUAUCAAGAUGGGCAGUAAGAGAUUACGAAAUAAAGAGAGGUGACAUAAUAUCCUUAAUAUCACCUAAAGAUCCAAAUCAGAAGAUAAUUAAACGUGUUGUGGCACUGCAGGGUGAUGUUGUUAGCACCCUAGGGUACCAGAACCAGUAUGUGAAAAUUCCAGAAGGCCACUGCUGGGUUGAGGGCGACCACACUGGCCACACACUCGAUAGCAAUACAUUUGGGCCCGUGUCAUUAGGUUUAAUUAACGCAAAAGCUGUUUGCAUUGUGUGGCCACCAGAGAGAUGGCAGAAUCUUGAAACAAAGAUUCCAAACAGUAGAAAACCUAUUAGCAGUGCUGUUCAGUACUAAUUGAUGUCUAAAUGGAAAAUGUGUAUUAGUAGUAGGAGUUUCAAGUGCUAUUUUCGAAUAAAAUUCAUUACAAGGUGACAUUCAUGGCGCUACAAGCCUAGUGAUAUUAUUUCUUGCAUAAAAUUAUUCUAUAAAUACAUUUUGAAUUGUAAAUACUAUCUAUAAACAAUUCUAACUUGUAAUUUCUGUUAUUCUGUAAGAAUUCUUUCUAGUCUUGUUUUUUUUUAAUACAAGAGUUCCUUAUAAUCCUUGACAAUUAUAUUCUUUGCAAAAAUGUACUUAACAUACUGAGCAGCUAUCUAUUGAUAAUCUAUUUUCUUUUUCAAAUACUUCUAUUUGAUUAUUAAUAUAAUAAAAUGUAAAUUGUAACAUUUGAAUUAUAAUUAUAUUAUGAUAUUAGGUAUGAAUAAAGAAUUAUUAAAACAAAAAA